Molecule: messenger RNA, 31520 nt
Organism: Pocillopora meandrina
Lineage: Eukaryota; Metazoa; Cnidaria; Anthozoa; Scleractinia; Pocilloporidae
Source: the annotation of a GenBank genome assembly
GAGUUAUUAUGGCAAGCUCCUCUUUACGAGACCGCAACGUGUCUUGAAAGCAAAAGAAAAGCAAGGCGUAGAGGGAGAAGAGAGAAAAAUUGUAGAAGCGACUGUGCGCGAUAGGAAGGAAGGGUCCUGAGCAGAGCUUCUACAGUAUGACGAAACGUAAACGCGUCGGUACCGCUGGUCGUGCGUCAGGGUCAGGCCUGAAGAGUCAAGAUAGUGUAUCCGAGGGAUCAGAAGGGCGCGAAAAGAAACGUCGAAAGCGAUCCACAUCGCCAAAUGACCCAGUAAGCGUUCCUCUUUCUUAUUCCCGUACUUGAAUUAGAUUUAAAAAGAAAGUUUGUCAGGUUUUAGGGGUCCUCGUCGCCAAAAUCGGGCCGUUUUAAAGUCUGUUUUGAGAAAACCAUGUCAUUACUUUUCAUUAACUUCUUUUCUUAAGACAGCGCAUUUGAAAUUGAACGAACAGAGCCUGAUUUCAAACACCGUGACAGAAAUUAUAGAGUGACGAGAGAAAUUAAUUAAGUCCUGAUUUCUGCUCUGUUUUCGAAAGAACCGAGUGGAACCUGGGCGAGAACAAUACAUUUCCCGGGACUUUUAACCUAAUAAACCCAUGUUAGGAGAAGAAGAGAAAAGUUUGCAAAUAACGAUCCACGAAGCAGCUGAUUUACAGGCAUUUUGAAUAUUUUUCUAACAUCCAAACUGGCUCUAUCAUAUUAUAAAACCUGCAGAAAUGUGUUGUUAGCUUGUGACAAAAAUGUAAAUAGGGUAUAGCAAAGAUAAAAAAAAAAUGUUGAUUUUAAUGCUGGAAGAAUAACAGGAGUUUAGUCUUGGAAACAUGAGUUGUUAUUGUUUCUGUUUUUCUUGUUUAAACAUUGCCAUUGCAAUUAGGUUAUUGUGUGCUAGACUUCUAAGGGUGUAGGAAACAGUGACAUAUACAAUGCUUUUCAGGGGGAUUUUGGUGAGCAAUUCAUAGAGUGGUGUAUUAAAUAAUAAUAAAUUUAUUGAUUUAUAGUGCGCUUUUUAACUGCCGAGUGAUCAGAAGUGCAUAAAUGUUUGGGCAGAAGAAUAGGAAAGAAAAAAACUUUUGCCUUGUGGGCUAGCUUUAAUUAUAGCUCAACAUUCUAUAAAACUUUUAUUAAUGGACAGUUACUCCAGUGGUAGAAGUCAAAAUGUUGUUGUGAAAUGUUGGACAUCACAUCACAAAUGUGUGAACGUUAUAUCUGAUCAUUGUGUGAAAUUGUCUGGAUAAAGUCAAAAUUUGGUUGCAUAGUGUCUGAUGAUGACAGUCAUUUCCAUUCCUAAUGCUGGAUGAAAUUGUUUUCAAUUUUCAAUAUAAUUAUUAGUGUGGCAGUUGAAAACUUAAAGAUUGGGUUCUUUCUGCUGAGGUGCACAUCUUUUCUUAAAUACUAAAGUCUUUAUUAAGGUACAGAAAAGCUGGCCUGAGAAUCCAGGUGACAAAGCCAGAGAUGUUAGCAAUAGGCAAUCUUCUUUCCUAGUCAUCUUCCAUUUACAUGGAAUAUUCUUGACCCAUUCUGAUUUGUUCUAACUCUCAAAAUUAAGGAGAGUGUUCAUGCCUGAUGCUUGUAGAAUGUACUCAUAAAUAAGUCAUUUGGGUAGCCAAGCCUCGGGGAUCUGCCAUAGAUCAAAGCUAGACAAUCAUUCUUUUCACAAGGUCUGAAAUAUUAAAACAGAAUGUAACUGUGAGAUACUGUUGAAAGCUGCAUGAAGGAUUUUUCCAGUAUUUCCAUGAUAUAAUUAUUUACUUGUGCUUGUGUGUCAUUUUUGGUCUGUGGAAUGGGCAAGACUCUCUCUUUCCCUGUGUGACAAUUUGUGGAAAGGGGUAGACAAGGGUUGAGUUUGAGUACUAGAGGUAGUUUUAUGAUCCAGAAAGAUGAAUCACUACAUAACAUGAAGGGUUUCUAAAAGUUGCUUGUUUGUGUAUAGGCUGACAUUUGUGCAGAAUUAUAUGAAAUCAUCAGGAAUUUUAGAGAUGACAGUGGAAGAAUUCUUUGUGAAUCCUUCAUUCGAUCGCCAAAGAGGAGGUUUGUUGGUUUUUUUUCCCCUCACAUUGUACAUUUUGUGCAGUGAUUCAUAAAGAAGUAAUCAUUUUGAUGAAAGAUAAUAUUCUGAUACUGAUGAAUUAUUUCAAGAGUGCUAUUAUGAUGAAGUUACAUGAAGUGAUUUUUAUAGUGAUUGUUAUAAGUUAUCAGAGAUACACUGUAAAACACAGGUACAGCUUGCUACAUUGUAUAUGAUGUUAUUAUCAUUAAUAUUUGUUACUGUGACUGGUUUUGCUUUUUAGGAACAUUCCUGAGUACUUUGAAGUUAUUUCAACUCCUAUUGAUUUGUUGAAAAUACAGGUAAAGAAUUAUUUCAACCUACACCUUAAUACUUACAUGUAAUAAAAGUAGGUUCAAUCAUAGCCUUCAUUCCAUUGUUUUAAAAGAUGAAAGUAAAUGUAACUUAUGAAAGUCAGUUUCAGAUUAAGCCAAGACCAAAACUUGUAUGGUCAAGGAAGUUGUUACAAUAACAACAAAAUUUUAUUUAGAUUUAAUUAGCUGUUUUCUGUUUUCCUGUGUAUUGAUUAUACAAGGAUGCAUGUAUGAUUUAGAUUUCUAAAGAUAACUUCUAGGUCUCCUCUGAGUGCUUGAUGUGAACUCUUUCAAGAAACCUUUGGAGAGGGCAACGUUGGAGUCUGUUUAAGGGAUUUGUUUUCUCUUUAUUAGCAACGUCUGAAAACAGAUGAAUAUGAGGAUGUUGAUGCUUUUAGUGCUGAUAUGCAACUGUUAUUUGAUAAUGCCAUCAAGUUCUAUAAGUCUGAUGUUCAGGAACACCAGGAUGCUAUUAAACUCAGAGAGGCUUUUGAUGAGGCAAAGACAAGACUUUGUACUCAAUUGGAUAAAGGUAGUGUCCUAUAGCAGAAUGUAAACACAGAACUCCUCUAAAAGAACAUUUGUUUACAAUAGAUAUGUUUUGGACUAAGUGUGGCAAGGAGAACCACCAAAGAGAUAUCAAAUAUUCCAUUCACACCUGGUCUUGCACUUGUUUUUAAUAUGGAUCAGUUUUAAUAAAUGCAGACAUUCAAUUUGUUUCUUUACUUAAGCUGCUUACUGAGUCUUGUCAACAAUGCACUUACACUAUUGUGUUGUAUGGAAAGAAGGAUAUUUUGUAAAGCUCUCUAAUAUUCCUAUUUACAAUUACCAGUCUUCCAUUUUUCUGUCAUUGACCCUGCAUCUAUUAUGUCAUACUCUGUACAAUUUCAACAAUUUUUAAAUACUAUUUGUAAUAUUCUGCAAGGGUCAUGGAAUAUAUCUCACAAACAGUAAUCUUGUGUUUCAUUGUUCUAGGGGAAGGAAUGUUUGAUGAUGAUAUGGUAUGUGAGUUUUAGUUGGAACUUCAAGAGAUGAUUCUUGCCAGGAAUAUUAUGCACGACUGUGUAGACUUUUAGUCGCUGUAAUAAUAUACAUGUAUACUUUCUCACACCCUUGAUCACAUAACUUUCCUCAAGGAAAUUGUGGAGCCACAAUUAUAACCAACCCACAGAAUAUAUGAAAUUGUGAGCCAGCUUUUAUGCCUGCUUACAUUUUCCUUAUUUUUUGCGUGUGUGAAUGUGUGGAUGGUAUAACUGAAUUGCAAACAUUGCUGCCCACUGGUUUUCACUUUGUUUUGAAUAACUAAAUGUAGCCUAUAUAAAGAAUAUCUUAUUUUUUUGCAAAUAUUCAGCACUUCAAUGGUUUUAUGUUAGAAAAUAAAACCUUCUUCAAUGUUGACAAAGGAUAAUAUAUCAAAGAAGGCUCUCUCAGAAAAGCAAAUGUUUUUGCAAAGGAUACUUCAUGUUCAGAUGGUUUUCCCGAAAACCCUCAAAAUCUGUAAAAUCGAUUAGAAAACCCCUUUAAAUGUAGAGGGAACAAUACAAGUUCAGUUUGACUAAAAAAUCCCAAAUCCACUUUUCUAUACAUGCGGCAAAACACAUUACAUCAUUAAAAUUUAAAUCACUUGAUUUGACCAUUAAGUGCACACCUGUAAUUGAACAAUAAAAAUGAAAAAAGUCCAUAAUUAUGAGUGCCAGGGUGUAAGUACCAACUUACUUCUUUCAAAGUUUUUUAUCAAUUCCAUAAAUGCAGAAAAGUUCCCAACAGUUCAUGUAGAUCUGUUAUUAAGUGAGCUAUUUGCUAUUUUUGUUAGGAAGGAGAUGGCAAUGAUGAUGAAGGGGAUGAUGAUGGUGAUGAGGAAAGUGAGGAUGAGGACAAGACAGACAAGGGCAAGCAGUUGUUUUAUAAGGAUGGAAAUGCAUUUGGAAAAAGACAGUCUGGUCUCCCAGCAGGUCAGCAGGCGGGACAGGGUUAGAGUCAGAUCUGUUUAACUCCAGCAUUAGGAGCUGCUUUUUUGUGUGUGUAGGAGAUGGCAAUGAGGUUAUCCAUCUUUGUGAAACAAGUAAAAGAGAACUUUGAGAAGUUAAAGAACCAAGGUUUUUGGUUUAAAAUGUUUAAAGAACUUUUUCUGCAAACCUUUUUGUUAGCCGUAAGGUCUUCAUUUACUCUUCUUUCAUAUAGCAUUUUUAUAAUGCUCUUGGACCACUCAUAAAAGGGAUUCUGACAUUUUUCAGUUUUUAAAUCAUGGCCGUUUGCUCUUUGUAGGUACCUCUUCUUGAAUUCAGUGUUGUUAGAUUAAUUAUCAUACUGGGUUAUUUUCAAUUUGGACUUUUUCAGAUGAGGAUGAUAAUGAAUCGUCAUCCACACGAGAUGAUGAUGAAGCAGAUUCUGCCUCUAAUGUUCUCACUUACUGUGGGGAACUUGUAAGUGCAGUGUUGGAAAUGAAAGAUAACCAUGGAAGAGUUAUUUGCCAGCUUUUCAAGAAGAUACCACCUGAAUCUGUAAGUAGCAUGAGCAUAACAACUCUAAAGUAAGCACAUAAGAGCCAUAUGUUUUCUGAGUAAACAUGCAUGAUAUAAUUUGUAUGUGCAUUAUGGGAAGAUGUCUAAGUUUUGCAAAAAAGUUUAUGAUAAUGUUUAAAAAAAUUGGGUAAUGUGAAUCAUAUUUGAAAACCAUUUGUAAACAACUCUAAUGUCAUGUCCUACAAGAUUCCUUAAUGUUUACAGUUUAGGAAAGGUUUCACUUUAAAAUGGUUUCAUGAACACAUUUAUUUAUGAACUCUAAUUGGUUGUUGUGUUGCUUCAUUAAUACUUCAUUUAUCUUUCCAUGGUAUACUUGAAAAAGAAGUGGAUGAAUUAUUUUUACAUGUUGGGCUGAAUCAUACAUGCACUUUGAUUGGUUCACAAUUAUGAUCUGAUACAGACGCAUAGAUGACAUCCCCCCCACUGACAACAUUUUGUUUCUUUGUUACAUGAAACAAAUAGAUUCCAUUUUGUUGUUGUAUCAGAGAUCACCAAAGACAUAAAAAAGUUGCAAGAACAUCUGUGACACUUUUUAGUUCUUAUCAUAUUUUGAUGUCAUCUGUGAUCUAUUUUCAAACAGGCACAGUGAAAAAUGGAACCUAUUUGUUCAUUGUUUGAAUAAUUUAGAAUUUUGCCCACUUCUGAAUCCAGAACUUUCAACUUAGCAGAUAUUCAAAAUUAUGAAGAAGCUAAGUAGAGUUUUGAAAAGUUCCAUUUGGGUGCAAAGAAGCUAGUAAUGUUGCCCUAAGCUAUAAUUUUAAUAUAGUGCUACAAGUCUAAUGUGUACCCUUGUAUAAUUUAUUUCAAUACACAUGUAGUACUAUACUAAAAAUAUAAGUAGCUUGCUCUGGUGAAAUUUGACUAUUGAUUGGUGGUAACUUUUAUUAGUGUGUUGUAAGUAUGGUAUUGCCCUCUGCCUUUUUCCAAUUUUAGUUUAUUAAUUUUAGUGAUUGUUACUUGUAUUUCAUCAAGUGAGGUAUUCAUAUCAGGAUAGCAGUAUCUCUAAUAAUCCCAAUUCUUCCCAACAGCUUUAUCCAGAAUACUAUGAGAUCAUCAAAGAACCCAUAGACUUGAAAACAAUUUGCACUAAACUGAGAGUAAGUGUGUAGAGAAAAGUAUGAAGAAUACAAUAAUACGAACAUCCUGAUGUAAUAUGACUUGUUUGGUGUUUUCAUUUUUCCUCAUGUUCCCCUCAAAAUUUGUUAGUUUGGAUUAAAAUAUGUUCAGUGAUUGAAGGAAUAUGCACUUGAUAUGUUAUGAAAAGAACACAUGGAAAAGGAUAUCAUAGGCUGCAGGCUGUGACAUGAGUGUUGUUCAUCAGGAUGGGCAAGCCUAAAAGCCAGACAAUGCUACUGGUGGCUCAAAGAUUUUGCUUAAAGUGAGACUCUCCUGGUGCUGUGUAGGAAUGGUAAUAGAUGAAAAAAAAAUAGGUUUGAAAUCCAAUAAAUUUCAUUUGAUGAGACUAAAAAGUAUCAGAUGAAUCAUGCUAAAAUUGUGAAAUCAAACUGAAACACAUCUAUCAAGUUGUAGUUAUUCUGUUUUCUUUCAAAACUGUAUCAAUGUUCAAAUUGUUAACAUUGGAGUCAUGGCUGCCAUUUUUGGGAGCCUUUUGUUUUAUUUGUUUCUGUAAGUUUUCCUUGCAUGAGCAUACUCACUUUUUUGAUUAACCCUUGAACUCUCAAGAUCUGAUUGCUAUUUCCCCCUUUGGUUGCUUCACAUUUCCUUGUUAAUUAGUUACAUGUAUGAGAAUUUGAUGUUAGAUCAAGAUAACAACUUCUACCAGAUAAGUUUGAGUAUUGGCAUUAUUUGUGUGCUGGAUGAUGUGUAGAGAUUAAAUGGAGAAUUUACUUGUUAAUCACUUCCAGCAGUCAAAGGUUUAAGGACUUAAAGUUUUGAACUUAAUUAUUGACCCCUUGUUGUUCCACCAGAAUAACCAAUAUGUGAACCUUGAGGAUGCUGAGAAAGAUCUGUUGUUGAUGGUCAAGAAUGCCCAUGCCUUCAAUGAGCCAGGCUCUCAAGUAUAUAAGGUUUGCCUACCUUUAGUUAGUUAUUUUAUAAGCCACAUAUCAAACUAGGAAAAGUACUCUUCAAAGGCAUAAUUAUCAGAUGCAAAACAUCAGUGAUUUUGGUCCUAAUUGGGACAUAAUGAUACAUUUAAGACAAGUGCGGGCUUGUCAACUAAAAAAAAGACUAUUAUAAAAAAUUUUCUUCACAGAUGUAUUGUUAUAAGUCAGAGAAAGAAAGUCACAAUUUAUUAAACAACACGAUUUCUUUCCUCAUUUCUGCUUUGGGAAAGCUUGCAAUAUGAGUCAUUUCUUUGGUGAAUGUGUUGUCAUGUUCAGAGCUUAAAAAGCAAAUCUGUUUUGAUGCAGGAUGCCACUGCAAUUAAGAAAGCAAUACAGACAAAGAAGGCAGAAAUUGAUCACACACUGAUGGGCGCCAAGUCAAGCAAGAGAUUAAAGUAAUCUUAACUAGUUACUUAUUAAUUAGGAUUAGUUUUAUGUCAAUCAUUGUUCCCUGUCAUCUUGUAGACAAAAAUAAUUCAUUUCAAUAAUGUUAUUUUAAUUUGGAUGAACUGGAUUGAUCUAUCUUCCUUAUUUUGCUGUUCUGAGCUUUUGGAGACAAUGAAUUUUGACUCUGCUUAAUGAAGUUAAACAGUACAAGCUAAAUCCCUCUGAUGUAGAUAACUGAAUAUAAAUCGAAGUGCUUUUGUUAAACUGGAGAGAGCCAGUGAAUUACCUAGGGGAGAGAAACAGAAGCCUCUUUGCAAUUUUUUUUUUGUAACAAGAGUGUGAAUGAGAAGCAGGGCAGUACUGGCUCAAAGGAGCAGAAUGGGGGCAGGGAAGGGGUUGUGGAAAAACAAAGAGUUUCCUACAAAUUCAAGCCAAAAGAUUCAUUUUAUGCAUAGGAGAUCCAUGGUUUCCUUAAAUCUCUGUUGUCAUGACUUAGUGUGAGUUGAUUGAAAUAUAGUACUGAACUUAUUGAUCAUUGUGCAAUAAUUAGAGCACGGAGGAGCACUGGUAAAAUAAACACUUCAGUAGUAGCAUUCCUUGAGGAGACAGAAGAUGGUUUGGAAGAAAGGGCUGAAGUGCCUGAGGAAGAAGAACACCACACAGAAGACAGUUUACAUGGUUAGUUAACAUUCAUUUUGUGUGGAAGAAAUCCCACCUAAGCUGUCCUCAACUUCAAUUUUGACAAACUUAUGGCCCACACUCUGGAAAUGCAAAGAUUAUACAUGAUUCAUUGUUGCAUUAAAAUUCACAAGGCAAGCAGGUGGACAAUCAGACAUGAUUUGAUUCUUCUCUGGCUUAAAGAUUUAAUGAAUAUAACCAAGAAGUUACAAUUCAUAGACCAAACAUUUCAAUGCCCCUGUCUGGUGCCUUCAUUAAGGGUGAUCUAAUUGCUGUAACAAGAGGUCCUUGUAUAUUAUGCUCAUUAAUUAGUCUGAAGAAAGGGCAGUUAAUCAGUGAGCAUAUCAAAGGACCUCUUGUAGCAGCAAUUAGAUCACCCCUAAUGAAGGCAUUAAACAGGAGUGUCAAAUAAUGGGUCUAUGAAUUGUAACUUCACUGUCACAUUCAUUAAAUCUUUAAACCAGUGUAGCAUCAAACCAUGUCUGAUUCAUUGUUGUUUGAAAAUUAAUUUUGAGGUGAUGAUCACUAUUCAUUAAUUUGUCAGAGGUACAGAAUUUGUAGUUUGGGAUUAUAUAUUUAAGUGCUAUUUUUUUCUUUUGCCAGGUGAUGAAGAUGGUAGUGGAGAUCAAGACUCAGACAACCCACUUAUGAUGCUUUUUUCUGAGGUUUAUCGUUUCACUGACCCAACUGGCCGUACUCUCUCAGAGCCUUUCCUCAGGCUGCCAUCCAGAAGGUUUGUGUUUCUUAUUGUUUGAUUAUUUUUUGAUGACUGUUAUUUUAAUUAACAGGUUUUAAAAUUCAUGUCACUUUGUGAAAAUAUGAAACAAUUUCAUUUUGUAACUUUUUCAUUUACCACAGAGCUUACCCUGAUUAUUAUGAAGUAAUCACACAGCCUAUUGCUUUGUCAAAGAUCAGAUCUCAAAUAAAGGUGAGGUACUAAGGAAACAAUUUGGUCUUAAAUUUUUCUCAAGUAGAAAAUAAUGGAUGACUAUGUUAGUAAUUUUUCUAAAAGUGUAUGUUUUGCCAUUAUAAAUAAAUUGCUUUUGGUUGAUUCACUUGUAGACUGGUCAAUAUGAAAACAUGGAGGACUUGGAAAAAGACAUGGACUUGUGUUUUCAGAAUGCACAAACAUACAAUGAGUCCAGUUCAAUGCUUUAUAAGGUACAUACUUUAUAGAUUGAAAUAAUGUGCCUAUGUAAAAAAACUUAAUGGGAACUUCUUGAAAGGAUUUCAUCCCUUUUCAAUGGAGAAAAUGUUGUAUUUAUGUGUUACUUUGUCAUAUCAGUCUGACCUCUUCAUUCAAGGAUUUCCAAUUAAAAAGUUUGAAUCUAAACCAAGUUAUAAUUGAGGAGCUAUGUCCAUUACUAGUUAUGUGUUAGUAAGAGUGAAAUUGCUUUCAAUUGGAAACCAUUCAAAUACUCUUGUAACAGGAUGCUCAAAGGAUGCAAGAACACAUGAAAAAGAAGAAGGUUGAGAUUUUGAAAUUUAUGGAAGAGAAGGGAAUCAGUUUGGAAGAUUACAAGGUAAUUACAUCAGAUUUAUGAUAUUAUGAUGAUUUAUCUUUUUUUUUACUGUUUGACGCAUACAUUAAUCAACUGAGUUCUCCUUGAGUAGGAGCACUGCUAAAUUUGACUGUCAGUUGUUUGCUCCACUGAAACUGCAACAGAAAAUGUUGUUCUGAUGCAUGUCAAGGUAGUUACUCCCAGACAAGGUUAUUGUAGGAAAGAAACUUGUUAUGGAGUUUGUGUGAACUCAAGUUGAUGAAAUCAUUGGGGCACACCCAAUUAAACAUUUACUGUCAUUGUUAACCUGCACUGGCCAUCUUAAGUUAAAUAUUAAAGAAGUUUGUAUUUAAGCAUUAAAUCACAGGGUUCUUGUCAUUAACAACUUUACAACUCUAGGUGGGAUGUCAAGAAAAGAGGGUAAAACCUUAUUACAAUGUUCUUUAGUUGUCUCUAACAUACCAAGUGUGGAAGAUGCUUCCACAGUAAAUGUUAUACUUUUUUCUUUCUUUUUAGUUUUACCUCUUUUUGCUUGACUUUAAAUGGUAAAUACAAAUAAAGCCAGAGGUCAGUACAUGUGUUUUUAUCUCAAAACUUUUUCGCUAUGUCCAGAAAAAGAAGAAGGCCAAGAAAUUGGAACCUGAGUUAGCAACAAUAGCAACAACAACAACAGCGACAGUGACAGCAACACCAGCAAAAGAGGUUACUGCUGGAGUAGUGAUUGAGAGGAAACCAAAGACAGAGAUUAGAAAACCCAAGAAAACCAAACGUGUUGAAGAGGUUGACCCUAUUUUGUUGAGAAAAAGAAUGCGUCAGCUAUACAAGGCUGUGGUGAAUUACCAGGUUAGUGUCAGAUGUCAGAGAGUGAAGGUUCCAAUGACUGAUGGCACAGGCAUGGGAAACAUUUGAACAAGUACCAGUAAUUUGAUUUUUUUAAAAUAGAUUGUGUAUAAUUUCUGCAAAUUUGGUUUUUGGUUUUGGCUAGUCAUGGUGGUCAAUGUGCGAGUAAUGACAGAAGUAUUUAAGUAAUAUUUAAUUGAUAAUGUCUUGCUUGCCAGCUUGCUUUCCAGUUAGUGAAGAUGUGUGUCUCUCUUUGGAUUCCCCUUUAGGAUGAGAAUGGAAGAUACCUUUCAGCAAUAUUUGUGGAACUUCCUUCAGCACAGGUCUGACAUUAUCAAAAUACAUCUUUUAAGCAUUUUGAUUCUGUGGCAUCCAUUUCCAUUUUAUGUCUAACACACAAUGCAGGCUUUUGCUAUUAGCUAAAAUAAUUUGAAUCACCAGGAUUAUCCAGACUACUAUCAAGUCAUAUCUGAACCAGUGUGCUUGAGCCAGAUUGAGAACAACAUCAGAGACAGCAAAGUGAGUGUGGAGUUUUUCAUCAUGCGCUUGUCUUGUCAUCUACCUUGAACCUAAGUUUGAUAUACAGACUUUGCAACAUCUUAGAUUUUUUUUGCAACAAAUAAAUGAAAGAAUGUUAGUGAUGGAAUAAGUUCUCAACAAGAAUGUAAAGCCAUUGCAUUCCAUAGGUUUGACAUUAUCAUCUGAAGAUACGUUUGUUAAAUAUUGUGAUUCUGGGGCAUCCAUUUUCACUUGAGGUUUAACACCGUUAGCAUUCCUGAGUCAUACAUGUCCUGUCUUGCUUCUCUUGUAUGUGAAUGUCAGUUUGAAAUGUCACUAUAAAACUUUGUGUAUAUGUGCAUGUAGACAUUAACACAAAAAUGAAUUAGAUUUCUGAUUUACAUGGGUUAUUUACCUUGGAAUUGACUCAAUAUAUAUAAUCAUCAUUAAAAUUGUUGAUGCUGAUUAAUAUUCUUUGUGCCAACUGUGUUACUCUAGUAUUCUGGGGAAGAAGAACUGAUGCUUGACUUUGAAGUUAUGUUUGACAAUGCACGUUAUUACAAUGAGGAGGAUUCCCAAGUGUAUCAGGUACACAUGUGUCUUUCAUAAGACAUUUAUGAUCUUUUAAAGUUUUAAGAUGAGGGAGAGGAGAUGCAAAAUUAAUGAAGUUUAACCAUUAUCAUUAUUGUUUAUCACUCUUUCAUUGUAGAAUAAUAAGCUAAACAUUGCUCUUUAAUCACUUUGUAAAUUGCAUUAUAACAGUUUAAACAUUUCUAUGGGACCACUGAAGAGCUCAAGAGAUUUAACCUAAAAAAGACCAGGUGUGAAAUUGAAAAUUGACGAGGAAGGCUUCCACUAUUUCUUUUACCAGAUUCCCUUAUAUCUUUUAACAUGUAGAACCAGUACUGGAAAUCAAAGGGCUUGGAGAUCAGAAUAACAAUUUCUAGUCCUGGAUUCUAUAACCUCCACACUUAAAUUAUAAAUCCUUAUGUUUGUUCUAAAAACUGUUAGUGAAAAUGUGGCUGCAUUUCAGCAGACAAGCAGCACAUCUAAGAUUUCUUUUUCUCAAACUCUUAUGGAAACCCUGACCUGUUGAACAGACAGAGACCAGAAGGAACAUUGAAGCUCUUAUCAAAUUUUUAAAAAACAAACAAGAAAACAAACAAGAUGAUCAACUUCUGGACUAUUGGUCUGUGAUGGGUUGACUGUGAGGUUUAACAUGGUUAUUUUGAUUUUGACAUUUUGAUUUUUUUAUGUUGUUUUUUGAAAGGAUGCCUGCACUUUAGAAAAAGUGCUUAGAAAAAAGAAGAAAUCACUUGGUCCCCUUCAGCAAGGUAAAUUGUUUGGUUUUUAUAGACUUUUUUUCAGUAAAGCACUUCGAUGAUGAUGAUAAUGAUGUUUUUUUAACAACUGCUCCUGUAUCCAUGAGAUGUACUGAUGCUAUGAUUGUCUUUAAGCAUCACAAUAUAAUGUGCUACAUUUUGGGUGCAAAGUAUUUCACUCUCAUUUGUAGCCUUAUAUGAUACAAACUACAUUUUACCUUUUUCAACCAAUGCUUAUUAUUCCAAUUGCACCCACACUAUCCUUUAAAAGAUGUGGGUGAAGACUCUUAGAUCCCUGGUUGGAAUUCACCCUGGUGGUAGCAUUUGUACUUUUGUUGCUAAUGAAUUGUGCCUGGGAAGCUUGAUAGUAACCUCAAUUUAUGUGGGCAAUUCUGUAAUUUUAAAUGCCAUGUACCAAUGGUUAACCCUAAUGAAAAUCACAUCAAAUCAUUUUGCUAUCCUCUAAAAUGAUUGAUGUUAGCAUGAUUGUGUUGUAACCCUCAGCUUUUCCUUAUUGAUGCCUUUUCAAAUACCCAUUUGACUUUCUCUUGAUAUGAAAGCUCCUUCUCAAGCUGCUGAACCACAUGCUGGGACAUCUCAAGCAACACCAGUUAAGCAGGCAACACCCACCAAGUCUGGGAGAAUAUCGUAAGUUAAGAAAUCAAUCUUUUCUGAGAAGCUUAUUAAUUGAUAGCCUUUAUUUUAUUAAUUAAGUUAAAGUGGUGGAUGUAAAAUUCCCCUUUACCUUGCAGGACAUUUCAACCCUUCCCUUUUAGCUUCUACAGUUUCCACCUUGUUCUAUGGUUUCCAGCCUGCCUGUUGUCUUUUUUUCCCACCUUUUGGGCCUCUAGAUACUAUUUUGACUUCCUCCUCUUGUUAACUCUUAUGUAAGAUGUGUAAAGUCAUUUGUAUUCUGUGUUGUGUCUUAUGAAGUUUUGUCCAUUUUAUACUAGAGAAAAAGUUUAUUUCUAAUUCAUGUGUAAAUUAUGAUCUUGAUCCUCCUUUGUUUACUCCAAGAUACAGGGGAUUACCUUCGGUGUAUUCCUGUCAUGACUUGUAAAAGACUGUUUUACAAUGUAAUUUGUUUUUAUUAGCUGAAUUGAUAAAAUAAAUGCAAAUUGGCUACUGCAAAAGAGUUUUUGAAGGUGACAUUCCAAGUGUUAAUCCUUUUCCAUUCACUCUGAGAAUGGGCUUAUGCUCAAAAUGUUCAUAUUAAGAAACUCUUCUCAGGGACCAAGUUACAUUAUCAAAUCAGUUGAUAAAACCAAAACUUAAUUAUCUUGUUAUACCCCCACUAAUGCAGCACCACAGUUUCUUUGAACCCUUUAUUCUUUUGUUGUUUACAAGUACCUGUUAUGGUUACCUCAGUGGAAGGGAUAGUUUACCAUUGGCAAAAUAAGAAAUUUCCUUUUAUAAUACCAACAUUAGAAAAUGAUUGUUUUGACUGAAAUAUAUAUUUUUUUGGUGUUUCUACAGAUCUUCACCUGGUGCAGCCAAAAAGUACAGUCAGGUGCCUUCUGCUACCAAUGAAUUGAAGGAAUUGUGUCGGGAAUUGUUUAAUGCUGUUAAAGACUGCACUGUAAGAACUUAAGAAUUUGGAGAGUUUAUUGAGUACAUUGAUCAGUUUAUUAAUGAGACUUUGACUGUUACUUUUAGGUAGUUGAUAUGGUGUUUAUUAAGUGUUAUUAAGAUGUUAUCAUUAAGAUGAUAACAUCUUUUCAAGUCCUGUAGCUGUUUCUGCACAAAACUUUUCAUUUCUACUUUUUUAAAGCUUUUUACAUAAGAUAAAAAGCUCAAGAGGGAUUAGUGUUCUUCAAAUCAUCAGCAUUUUUAAAACUCAUCCAGAAGUGUUAAGUAAUCAUCAUCAAAGCUGAGUAUUUAUUUCAAUAAAACCAUAGAAGGUAUAGCUGAUCAGGAAGGCUGUGGUAAUGUGCAGGCAUGUUGAAAAAGUUUCCUCCAAUAGUUGCUAAUGUUAAAAAUCACUUUCCAACCAGUGACUGGAACCUGCAAGGACUCUGAAAGAGAAAGAGGGGACUGUGUCAACCCAUAACUGUGUCUGCACUUUCUAGGGAAAGCUGAAUUUGAAAAGGACAGCUUUAUUAUCAUUAUUAUCAAUAUUAUUAUUAUUAUCAUCAUUAUUAUUAUUAUUAUUAUUAUUGGCCUGAUUCUAAAAUGGAAUGAAAAUGUUUGCUUGGGGACUCGCUGGCUUUCACUCUUGCGAUUAUGACAUUUCAUGGGUUGAAGAUUCAUGACAGAAUAUUUUGCACAAUGUGGUAAAGGCUCAUAUUUUUGCUUUACUGUAUACAGGACAGGCAUGGAAGACAACUUUGUCUCAUCUUUCAAAAGUUGCCAUCAAGAACAGUAAGUGCAUUUUUUUGGUAUUUCUUGUUGCAUAUUCAAAAUUGAUGAUAGCAACUAGUGAAUCUGCAAGAACUUAUGACUAGUAACUGUUAAAGUUAGGGAAGAUUACUUGGCCACAUAAACAUUUUGUUGGUUUUAUCUAAAAAAUUAGUAAUAUUCUGUGAUGUAAAGAAACAAAUUGUUGCAGUUUAGGAUGACUGAAACUUGUGCUGGGAACUUGUGUCUGUGAAUUCUGUUCAUGCAUUAUGAUAAUAAACAGGACCUCUAAAUAUAUUUUUAUUUUAUAUUUUUACUUAAAUAUUUGAGUGAUACCAUUGUUUAAAGUUAAGCAAAAUUUAACCAAAUUGUUGAUAGUCCUUAACAUAAGAUACCUAUUGCAUAAAAGCAAUGACACAAUAACACCACUUGAAGUCAUGGAUUUUGUGAAUAAAGGAAAAUUCACAAAAACUGCAAAAAUUAAAACCUACACAAUUCUUAUGCCACAUAUUAUGGUAUAUGAGUGAUAAACUAAAUUUGGGAAAAUUUUUGUGCAGUAUAACUUCUUCAUGAGCUAACCAUCAAUAUUCCACCCUCUUUCCAAGACCAAAGAAUAGAUAUUAGCUUAGAAGUAAUCAAACUGAUGAGAUGUUUAUGUGUUAUGGUACUGAUGAAAGUAGUGGACUAAGUAUACCUGAGUACCCUUGAUGACCUUUUUUUUUUUUUAAUAUUUCCAAGAUUUUGGAAUAUAUACUAUGAGAGUCAUGGCUAUAACUGAUUUAAAAAUAAGUCUGAGGUAAAGUUUGAAGUUCCAUUCCAGUCUGCUUUGGUUUUUAUUUUGACAGGAAUAUCCAGACUACUACACAUUGAUAAAAAAGCCAAUAGACAUGGCUAAGAUCAACUCCAAACUUUAUGGGGAUCAAUAUCAUACUCUGGAUGACUUCCUAUCAGAUUUUCAGCUUAUGUUUGACAAUGCUUGUCGCUACAAUGAACCUGACUCUCAGGUCUACAAGGUAGGUAGUUCACUCAAAUAAGUUUUGUACUACACUCAUUGUAAGAUUUCACGAGUUUUCAGUUCAAAAUAAAAUGCUUUAAUCUCUUUUUGGUCAAGAUAUCAAAAAUGAUGUUGAUCUGAAUUGUUUUUUGGCUUCAGAUUUAAUUAUGAAUACUAGAAAGUUGAGGCUGACAAAAGUUCAAUACCUUAAAAGUGCAACAGAUAGUUCUGAACUCAACACUUAUUUAGAGGGUUAAAAACUGUCAGAAAUUAUUACUCAAGCUUGUGUCAAAUAAUAUGCCUUACAAUCUAAUUUAAAGCCCUAUGACAUGAUUAAUGUUGAAUUUUCUGAAAAUAAGUGCAUGAUUAUGAAGGAAUUAAAAUUCACCAUUUUGUAUGAGAAUUUGAGGGAAACAAACUAAUCUUUUAUUGUCCCUCACAAGGACGCUUUGAGCCUUGCCCGAGAAUUGUUGAGAAAGAAAGUGGAAUUAGUUGGUAAGUGUGUAUCAGAACAUAGUUUUUCACAAAAUGUGUAGCAUUGGUGGGACAAAUGAACUGUUAGUAAUUUUCUUAUUCAUGAAAGUUAAUACAUAAUGUUAAGGUUCUCUCAUGGAGGAUGUGAACAAUGAGGAAGAUUUUUAAAUGGCCUUGAUGCAAAUAUGCAAAAAAGGGCAAAAAUACAUCACACAGAAAUGAAAAAAGGUUACUUUUUUUCACACAAGCUUGGAACAAAGAAAAUAAUCCUGCUGAGAAUGAGAACCCCAGUCCUUGUGUUGUGCAAAGGUUUAUAUAGCUUUUAAUCUGAAAUUAAUUUUGAUAUGACUGAUUUUGACAUUCAUUUUAUGGCAGAUACUGUAACAUGAGACUCUUACUCUAAAGUUCAGUGAAUCUAAAGACAAUAUUCUUCUUUUUUUGUAGAAAUUAAAGGCAUUUUUUGAUUUCUAAUAUUUACUCUACUUGUAUGUCUAGGGGAUGAGAGUAAAGUACCUAACAUGCAAGAUGUUGUUCGCAAACUUUUGAAUGCUUUGCAUCAAGCUGUGAUGACUCAUGUGGUAAGAUUGUCUUCUUUAAUCUUUGUGUACCACUCAGCUCCCCAUUCCAUAUUUGCAUGCUUCUACAGACAUUUUAAGUUUUGUUAAAGAAUUUUUUGCAGUUUUGACGGUUUCUGUACAAAUUUGUAUAUUUGCUUUCAGGAUGACGAAGGACGCUGUUUUAGCGAUUCUCUGGCAGACUUUUCUAUACUUCAACAAGAUAAGUAAGUUGAUUGGUAGUCCUUCGGCAACUCAACAGUUGCUGAUGAACAGAUCGUUUAUUCAUUUUGAUGAAUCAAGUUGUUUGUUUUGGCUCUAACUGGUGUAUGUACAAUGUUUGCCUAACUUGAUAUGGAAAUACAAGCAAGUCUAUGUUACAUCAUAGACCUAGUUUUUUUGGGGGGACAUAUGGUUUUACCCUGUGUAAAACUUGUGAGACAGGAUUGCUUGUAGAAUUUACUAGAAAACUAUUAAAUGACAGAAAAUGGUUAGUCUCAUUGUUGCAAUUGAUGUUAUCUCAAUCCUAUCGCAGAAGACGUUUAUCCCUGUCAAGCAUUGGAGAAGCCCUCAGAAAGGUAUUACAAGUAUUUAUUUUCAGGGGAAGUGCUCUAUAAUAUCUAGAUUUAGCCUAGCCUAAAAGCGGAGCUCGUAUUUUUUUCCCCGCACGUCUUAAGGGCACAACGCCUUGCCCUGGUCAGGACUAGAACCCGGGUCGUCCGACUCGGAGCUCAGUGCACUGACCACUAGACUACUGGACAAAGCCGUGGCGUUGGUGUGUCCGCGGUACAGUUGACCACGCAUGUUAAAAGUAGCAUCUUGUACGGUCGGUCGUACGGUCGUACGGUCGUACGGUCGUAAGUCCAAAUUUUUUCGGCUUGAUGGGUUACUACUAUUUUGUAUAAUUAUGGGGCUACGCUCUGCGAGCUCCGCUAUUAUUUUACACUUGAGUUCGUGUUCAUGUUGAAGAAAUCUAUCAAGUUCAUAGGGUUAACUGAUGUGCUGUUCAACAGGAGCAGUACCAAAUAUUUUAACAUCAUUUUUUACCAUUGCUGCUGAUUACAUCUUCAUUGGUUCAAACAUACUUUAACCCUUUACACUCUAACAUCAGUAUUCAUAUUCUCCCUACUGUUCUCUGUACAUUUACUAAGGUGCUGACAAGGAGAAUUUGUCUAACAAUCAAGAGUUUCCUUAGUUGGUGAUCAUUUCCUUUAUUCUCAUGACAUUAUUAUCUGAUUCAGUGGUGAUAUUGUAGGAGAAAUUAGAUGUUAGUCACUCUUAGGGGUUAAAGGGUUAUUGAUGUUGAAAUGUUCUCUUUGUCUUAGGGACAGUACCACAGAUUGGACAGAUAUCAAGAGGAUGUUUUUGCAAUCUUGGAAAAGGCUAGGGAGGUGUUUCGUUCAGAUACUGAGGUGCUGUAUUUUAACUCCUAUUUUUGUGUGUAGAAUUACGUUUUCACAAAUUUUCUGAAGUAUUGUAAUCAGAUGGUGUAAUCACACAGAAUGGUGUUAUCACACACCUGUUAUUGGACAGUUACCCAUCAAAACGCAACUGUGAUCAAACAGUUCCAGUCAUGCUAGUCAUGCUGAAUACACAGUAUCGAAUCCACCAAUUACAGAAUUGACCUACAUUAACCAUAUCAAAGACGAACCUAGGGCAGCUUUUAAAACAAUCACAUAAGGGUAAUGUAGAAGAAACUGAGUGGAGCGUACUUAGUUUUUGUUUGAAAUAUUUUGACUGUAAUCGCUCAGCCUUCACUAGUCUGUUAGAGUGGGUUGUUGCACAGCAUAAAACUGUAUAACCACCUGCUCAAGAUGGCCCUCCAGCGACAGUGUGAAAUAAAAAUUUUUGCUUCAUAAAUAUAUAUGUAUACAUCCAUUUUCAAAAACGUUGCAAUUUGAAAAAUAUGUGAAAUAUAGACACCUUUUGUUUUCUCUUUUUGAUGAGAAAACAAAAGGUUUAUAUAUUCAUGUAUAAUUUAUAUUCAAAUUGCAACGUUUUUGAAAAUGGGUGUGUAUAUAAAUAUAUAUAUAUAUAUAUAUAGUUCUGUUGUGAUAACUCAUAUCAAUCGUGAUUUUGUUUUUUCUAGAUGUAUGAUGAUGCAGUAGAACUACAGCAGUUUUUUGUGACUCAGAGAGAUAGGCUGUGUAAAGAUGGAGAGAGGUUUGUUUCCCCAGCCCUUGUCUUUAUUAAAAGGCACCUACUCCAAGAUCUGGACGAGGAGAGAAAAUCAAAAGCUGACGCGGAAGGCAAAGAAGAUGAAAAGCAAAGAGAGCUUGAAAAAGGAGAAGGGAAACAAAAGUCUCAAGUAAGUACGAGAUACUUAGGAUUAGGGUUACUUACCCAAAGGAAACAAUUCUAUUGAUAGGAACUCAAAUAACCGUAACCAGAUUUUAUUACUGGCACUAUUUAAAAUGACGUGAGGAUUGUUUCUCUGUCAGUCAUCAAGACGAACUCGCUAGACUGCCCUUCAAGUCAUUUGGGUAUUUAUAGCUUAGAGCGACUUGGAGUGUUGCUACUCCAAAUGGAUGGAGUGUUACUCCUUCCCACGUUGCACCAGCAGUAAGUCAAGUUUCCCUGAAAAUUUGCUGGUACCUUUUCAUACUUUGUGCAGAAGAUAGCUCCAAAUCCUGGCAAUUAGGCUUCUAUGUCUCUCAUUAUGUUAAUGUAUUUUAUUCAAAUACUCUCACUCAAAUGUGAAAAAAUACGAGCGAAAAAGUGUUUAACCCUUUACACCCUAACAUUAGCAUUCAUUUGCUCCUCACAGAGAAUUUCCUCAAAGGAGGAAUUAAUUGCAUCGGAUAAUAAUUCUCCUUUAUUUUCCCAACUUUUUUAUUUCAGAAAAUUGGAAUUACAAGCCUUUCCUAGAGAGCUGCGUUUGUCUUAUAGGAAAUUGUAAUGAUUAUAUUAAGUUGGCAAUAGGAUAUGGUGCCCUCCUAUUCUGUUUUUGAUCCUACCCAUGAUAAAAAGAAAUGACUCCGGCGUCGCGUUCGUCUGAUUUGUACAGUCACUAGUAUGACUGCUCACUUCGUUAAACUUUCUUCAAUCCUAUCAUCACAAGAUAUAAGAUGUCUAAUGACAACUGAUGACACACAAGUCUUCUUUGUAUUGAAUAAAAAUCGCCUCUUUCUACAGGUUCCAGUAAGCGAUGAAGCAUGUGAACAGGAGAUGUCCUACAAAGACAUAAAAAUUCGUGUUGGAGACUUUGUAUUCCUUGAACCAAGGUGAAUUACCUGCCAGAUAUGAACUCCAAAAAAAGAACGAAAUUCCCUAACUUGAUCGUUUACCACCUUGCUGAUUUGAGCACCAUUAGGACAGUUUACGCGUCAUGCUUGCAAAUUGUACAUGGACGUGGUACAUGCCUUAGGACAAUUUGUGCGAUGUGCUUAAUGUGAAUUAUCGAACGAUAGGCAUUCAUUUCCCUUGGAGAAAAGGUAGCUGUUAUGCUUUCAUUACAGCAGUUUAUACAACAGAAUUGUGUAAAUCAGAAGGAACGGGUAAUUUCAAUGUUUUCCUUUCACUUUUCAGGGAAGAAGACCUUCAGCCACAUAUUGUGUCUGUUGAAAAGCUUUACAAAGAUAGUUAUGGAGAACAGGUGAGAAAGCGCUGCCGCAGUUUUUUCUAGUAAACUAACAGCACCAAUGGUAAAUCACGUAAUUUUCGGAAGGUUAUAUCACUUUUUGGAAUCUAAAACUGCGUUAAGUGGUUCAUUUUGGUAUAUCUUCAUUUUUAUGGAAUAAAUAAAAAUUAUAUGGUUUGUUGAGCAAGCUCCCCCUCAAAACAUUGCUUUGGUGGGCGUUUCCCCCAGAGUAAUGUUAAAGUGGGCCAAAGGUUCGGGUGUUCUAGUGACCGCAUCUUGUACAAGCAGGAGACACAACGAUAUUUUCCUUAGUAAGCAGUGUCCAUGGAGAGAAAGCUAACAGACUUGAAAAGUUCCGCGGAGGCGAGAAAAGAGGAUCAUUAAGUAACUUGGGCAACCUUACCGUUUGUCCGCACACAGCCAUUCCAACAUGCAAAUUAAAAACAGCACGUCCUGCCUUUAAUCUUGUAUGUGUGCGGAAUCAUAGAGUUAAAAAUCAGUGGUUGCAGACAGUGGCCUUCAUGGACCUCUGAUGGUUUGUUCCUUAUCCUUGUGAAAAGCGAAGUUUAGGUCUAUUAUAAUUUGAAAAUUAAUCACUUUCUUUCCACAAGUGGCUGUAUGGAAGUUGGUUUUAUCGACCUGAGGAAACGUUUCACGCAGCUACGAGGAAAUUCUUAGAAAAGGUAAUUUACACAGUCCUGUGAAUGUAGUUUCUAUUGGUACAUGUUGUUCACCUUUGUACCUUUACUUUUUAACUAAGUACAAAGAACGUGUAUCGGUGAAUUCAACACUUCCUAAUUGUAUUAAUCAAAGGUUUGAUUAGUUAAACCUGGAUUACUGCAUUAGUAAAAGAAAACCUUCCGUGUUAACAAGUGGGAAGAUGGUCUACAGGGCUGCACUAUUCGCAGCAUGCAAUGGCAGAAAACUGUCUCUGAUUACGGCAAAACCCUGAAGUGCAAACUUGUCCCUUGCAGGAAGUUUUCAAAAGUGAUUACAGUGAAUGCUCAAACUUGAAGCAAGUUCUGGGAAAAUGUUAUGUCAUGUUCGUUAAGGACUUCUUCAAGCAGAAGCCUGAGGUAAGGUAUUUUAUUACGUGCCAUGAUGGUGUAACGCCCUUGUACAGGAACUAUCUCCUUCAUCUUCCUCAAAUGCUCUUCAAUUGUAUUUUGGAGACUUGCACUGUAGCAGUGCUUGUAUGUUUCUUUCUAGUAUAAUCGAGCAACAGAUCGAACUUUCUUCUGGUUAACCGCCUUAUUGACGUUCUUGAGAUGCUGAGAGAAAAAGGAAUUUAGUUAGAUCGAAAGAUGAUUUUCCGCCUUUUCACGAACUUGGUUAAUGGAAGAAAUUAAUAAAUUUGAGGAUACGAGCUGAAAACAGGCAUCUAUUGCUAUAUUUUGGCGUCCUGUUGUUGGUAAAUUUGGAUCCUCAUUAUUAUUCCGACUGGUGCAUGUUAUUCCUCAUUGGUUUUGUUGGAGACCAGCUGUAAUUCAUUUGGUUUGUUGAUAAGCAUGUUUUAAGAAAUUUUGAUUCCGCUGUCGCUACUAGUAUUAUUAGCAUGAAUUUUUUUUAUUAGCAUUUUUUUCUCACAUAGCAUUAUGUAGACGGCACCGUGCCAUUUGGCCACUUCAAUUGGGUCUGCAGGUUUCGCUAAGGGACUGGUCAUUACUCAUCACCUAUUUGUGUUGCGAUAGAAUUUACCCGAUCCCUCUAUAAGGUUCUCUAAUAUUCUUAUGAUCCCCCUCUCAUAGGCAGUCAAUUUUCUGAUGUCCCCUCUUUAACACUGUUGGCAACGACUGAUCCCCUUCCAUUCCCCUGAAAACCAUGUGAUUCCUCGGCCCCUCCCCCGUGGGGGUAAGUAGUGGGUGGCCCCUAAGUGUAAAAUUACCAUUGUAUCUGAUUUGAAAACAUUUACCAAGCCUUGCUCUCUUCUUCUUGGAAGAACCUGUGAUACACCUUUAUCACAAUCUCCUGAACUCUUUUGCAGAAUUUCAAGGAUGAGGAUGUUUUUGUUUGUGAAUCAAGAUACAAUGUCAAGACGAAGUCGUUUAAAAAGAUAAAGGUACAUUUCCUUGGUAGAAAGAGGCUUUACUUGUUGUUUUGAAUUUGAUAGACUGUGACUGAGUAUAUAUUUAUUGUAGUGAAAAUCUACAAAUAAGCUCUGGAGCUCAUUUUAAAACUUUUGCCAGGCCGACUUUGUUUCGUGCGCAUCGUAGUUAUUCCAAUACAGUCACGCCUGUUCAAGUAAUGACUGAGUCAACUGUCGUCAUAACACUGCACAACACAUACUGCAAUAGGCGUAACACUAUGCACUGAUUUCCGGUUAAUACACAUCACUUCCUCUGAAAACGUGAUGACGUAGCUUGUUGAUAAUCUGAGUCUUUGCUGAACAUUCGCUGACCAGCUCAAUCGCAUUUGAUUUACCAUGAAGUAAGAGUGGAGCCUUUACCGACAAGCUCAAUCGCAUUUGAUUGUAAUCCUGUGAUAGGUGUGGUCUUUACCUCCAUCAAAAGUCAGUCAUGUCGCAAGAGAGGAACCUCUCCACCCGAGACGUGUUCCAUCUGUUUUUGUCAACAAAACAGGCAACACUGCGCAACCAAUGGAAAUUGAUUCAGAAGAAGCACCUGUCCAAGAUGCGAAAAAGGUAAGGAAACUAACCACUGCACUCAGUAAUUUGUUUUUGGAUCAUUCAUUUUAAUGCUCACUGUAAUAGCAUAACUCCCACCAUUCUUGGUUACAUGAAAUGAAACAGACACGUACACCAAAUAACUUACAUUUGCGAUCACAAAUAACAAAAGUAGUCGUAUAAAUCGCAGGCUAAUGUUCCUGUGGUCGCAAAACUCUUUGAUAACGAGUGAAUGGUUCCUUUAAAAAGAUUCAACUGAAGGAAUAGUAGAACACUAAAAGCAAAACAUGAUUACGCCUGCCUUGUAAGUUGAAAUGCGAUUAAUUGUAAAAUGUGUUUUUCAGAAUGUGGUUUUGGAGUCUCCUCAAAAUGCGGAGGAAGGCUCUAUUUAUUAUGAACAGUUCUGUGUGAGAGACUCUCCCUUCAAGCUUGGUAAGCAGUCACAUUAUUUACUAUUGGGCAACCUUGCCUCGCUCAGGUUUUCUCAGUAUUGUAAUAUUAGGUAUGUGUAUGUGCGAGAAAGAAUUAUUGACCUGAAACUUAAAAGUGUUGUGUAUUUUUAAAUUAUAAUGUGAAUAACUGCAGAAGGGACUGAAUCAAGACUUAACUUGAAGUACUGCAAUUUAACCGUUAUUACUGUUUACAGGAGACUGUGUCUAUGUCAGGUCAGAUGAGGGAUUUCUGUGCAUGUCCAGAAUUGAUAAGUUGUGGACAGACAGAAGGUAAGAAAUAAAACACAUACAGGGAAAAUGUUGCUUUGGGUAUUGUGGCUAAACAAUUCAUUGUUCGUCAUUUGUCUAAGGUUUUUAAAUUAUUUUUCCCGAUCUGGAUGUGACCAAGUUACUGAUAGUUGGUUUGGCUUAUCCUUCAAUUCUUUUUCUUUUUUUUCUUCAACAAAGUUUGAAGUCUCAUCUUAAAUCUAAGUCGAAGUUUAAGGCGGCUGUGCCUUAAAGCGAAAUCUGAACAAAAGAGCCUGCCCAUAAGCUAAACAGACAGCGGUAAGAGGUUUUACAGGCGGCGAUAGAGCGGAGAUAACCAGCUUUUACUGAAACACCCGCUCUCGUUAUUAUUUCAUUCUUACUUCAACUGAAUACUUUGUUUCUGUACCAUAGUGGACAUGCAUGGUUUCACGGGCCUUGGUUUAUUACACCUGCUAGUACACAGCAUCUACCCACCAGGAUGUUUUAUGAAAAGGAAGUGUUCCUUAGCUCACUAGAAGAAACCUUGCCUACUGGCGCCAUUGCAGGAAAAUGCUGCGUGCUGCCAUUCAGGGAAUACGUCAGAUGUAAGAUCAUGCUACUGUUUAUUAUCAGGAGAUUUUGUUCUUACACACCGUAAUGAGUCAGUCAUUUAGAAACUCAUUGUAGAGAGAUUGCCUUUUUAAUGUUCUCAUAGAUUCUGUAUUUUGUACUCAAGCGCUACAUUUUGUCUUAAGAAAAUAUUUUUUUCGCCUUAUAAGAAGAGGGUUGAAUUUGAUAUCUAACUGAGAAAGCUUUUACUUAAACCAGGGUUCUUUGUCAUGCUGAUGAACAUUUUUCCUCUUAACGAAGACUUUCGUUUCAUCAUUUGUGUGGUCAUGACUGAAUGAUUUUCUGUUUAUUUGGCUUGUUCGGCAACAGGUCGGCCCACAGAAAUUCCAGAAAAAGAUAUUUACCUGAACGAAGCGAGAUAUGAUGAAGAAGAAGGACAAUUCAGAAAACUGAAAGGUCUCAAGGUACACCUAGAUCGUUCGUUUGACGUCCAACAUGAAAAUUAUUAAGGGGAACAAUGAUAAAUGACACUGAUGCGCUUGACAACAUUUCGUGUCCAUCUGUAGUUAAAAGCUUGAUUUUCUCACGGUGCACGUAUGCUCUAACAGUAACCUAAUUUUAUGGUUUACAUGGAUCAUCUGCAAACUGAACUUUUUAACUUCUUACAGCCUCUCUCUUGAACGAAAGGGUGCGCAAAAGUUUAUCAUAGUUCACCUUUUAGAGGAUUUUCUUUUUUCUGAUCGUUUGAAAGCUUGGUAGGCCUUGCAGAGCACUGUUUAUCACUUCAGUGAAAUCAUCAAAAGUUCAAGACCGCGCAACGCCUAGUUCAGCUGGCCAUUUUCAUAUUUAAACGACUCAAUAAUUUCGUACUUUCGUUUGUGCAGUCUGUCUCGCUCUUCGAUUGCAUUCAUUUCUCUGCAUCACAACCAAGAAAAUCACUAAGCAACUUGGUCUGUCGUUUUCCCCGGAAUUUUUAUUUUGCGAAUAAAAUAUUUACUGCAUAAGUAUUUCAAAAUAUUUCGUAAAAAAAAGUCAAGACUUGAUGAAUUACAGAGUACGUCACGAAGUAUGUCAUAAGAAAUGUUCAUGUUUAAUUAUCUUCACGGUUUAGUUUCUUACCUUACUGUUUUAUUUUCCAGCGUUAUACUUUGACUGUCAGUGUGCAAGAGGAUGAAUACUAUUUCUUUGAAAAACCAAUCAGCCCAGUGAAGGUUGGUGAAUGUUGGUGUUAAGUACUUAGACAUACCUGUAAUAGCUCUCUCUUUUCUCCCAAACGUUGUUCAUGCUGUUGUUGUUCAGUGCAUCAAUACUGACUUAGUGAAAGUGGAAUAUCAUAUGUGCACGGUUAUAAGAAGAGUUUUGAGAUGAACUUAGUUUAUGAGCAAACUACAACACCCCUGUGAACUGAGUUGUGUUUUUGUGGUUUUAGGUCCCCUCUCGUCUCUUAAUUGAAGACCUGGAUCUGUUAGAAGAAGAGCGUAGUCAUUCCCCAGCCUUGAAUUUGACAGAGUCGACAGGCGACGGAAGCAAGGUCAGAGCUGUCUUUUUUAUGUUAACUGUAUUCCAUCCAAGGAUUAAAGUUUGUCAUUGGCAUGUAAAUGUCAAGGGAUAUGUCAAGAGUUUUAUUAAUGUCAACGACUGAAGGAGUUAAUUGGAGAAUAUAAACAGACUGACGUUUUUUACAUUGAGGUGAAGUGAUUUACUGGAAUGAAGGAAUUUUUCAAGUAUAAUAAGGUCUAGCGAAGAGUAGGGAGGGUAGGGAUAAAACGUUGACUGCGAUCAUUUCUCAGUAACAACAAACCAUAUCUGCGCAACCCUUUGAAUGGUCCUCAGUGUAACCAAUGGUUCAGAUGCUGGUGUGGUAGUCCUGUGGUAGGGCUAUGGCUCAAACUUCUCCUCCUGUUCUUGUCACUCACUGGAUUUGUUAUUGCCUCUUCAGCAUCAAACUCUACCAUGUUAGUGCACAAAUGAUCAAAAAAGUGUCACUAAAUAAAUAGCAUUCCUUCGUGAGGGUUAUAAAACAAACAAGGCCCGAGACGCACUUCGUAAACAAAUCCAAGUCACACUUAUAUGAAAGGAAUCACUUAAUUCAACCUUUUGGCCUUUUAACAAAACACAGAAAUUGGGAAUAUGUACGAAAAUAUUAUUAUUUUUGAUUUAAAGAAGGUCUUGAUACCUAUUUUUGGGAUAACUUUAGGAUUCUUUUUCUCUUCUAGAAGCCAAAAAAACAGAGAGGUCAGUCUGGUUACCUUUUAUUUUCUCAUGAAAUGAGGUCAAGCAUCAGAAAGGAACACCCAGAGUAUGCAUUUGGUGAGAUCAGUCGCAUCAUUGGAGUGGAGGUAAGUCCUUAAUACGUCACUCUUAGGCUAUCAAUUUUCAAUAUAUUGUAAAAAGAAAGUUUUGUAUAUUUUCUUGAUGAUAGCUUAGCUCUAGUACAACUGUUGUCGAGAAUGUUGUUUAUCAUGGUUCGAUCAGAAUAAGGUUGAUUCGAAUAGACGUGGAAGGGCUAUUUGUCAUGAAUUGUAACCAAAGUCCUCUUAGUUCGCAGUUAUAUUUGCUAAUGUCUUUCCGUUUUUUUCCGAAUAGUGGCGCAAUAUAAGUGCACAGAGGAAAGCUGACUAUGAAGCACGAGCUCAACUGCAGCUUUCCCAGAAUGAAUCUGAGGUGUGUUAAUAAAUGAAGACAAUUUAUUGUACUCGAAAUUGCACCGUGGCGUUUUCUCAAAUGUAGGAAUUGUUGCUAAUUUUGACUUGUUUGUAAGUAACUUAUGAUAAAUAUGUUAGGUUAUCUUUAUUUGCGUCCUUUCUUUGUUUUGUUCAUUCAAUUAGACAAAUAACAUGACGACCAAAUUUGUGAGGUAAUGCAGUUUUUGGGAUGUAGAUAUAUUGAUUUCUCUUUCAAGAACCAAGUCAGUGAAAGUAACGUCAGUAUUAAUGCGACGAUUUGGUUCAGUUGAUGUGGGCUGGAAGUAUAGAUGAUACUCUCUUCCUUGAUUCUGUUUGAUCAUUUACCUGUGCUCUGAUGUUUCUGUCUCGUCAGAGUUCUGUUGACAGUGGACAAACUAUUCCAACUGGCCCUAUUUUCGUGUAUGAGUGUUUAUGGAAAGGUUGUGAUUAUCAGUAUGAGGAUCUUCACGAUAUGAGGAUACAUCUGUUAGACAGCACAUGUCAUCUCCGCAAAUCAGGUGAGCACCAAGUAGUCACAAGUAAAGAAAUAGUGAAUCCAAUAUCUCGCAUUCCACCCCUAAAAGGUCGAAAGUAUGGAAUUUAAACUUAACAAAUUGCAUGUUCCCAUGCACUCCCGAUUAUAAUGAAGAGAAGAAACAGCCUUUUUACAUUUCCUUUUAAAGGAAAAUAUAUUCUUUAAUAACUCCAAGCAGGUAUAUUAAAAAUGUAUAUCAAUACCUCUUUGUCCAGCAUUGUGGCACGUUUGCGGGCUUAAAAUUGAGAUUUUACAUUUUAGCUCGCUCACAGGCUCGUGUGACUUUUCAGACUUGUUGUAAACAAUUUUUAUUUCCUCAUUGACCUCCGAAGUAAUGAUAAUGAUACAUUUUAUAUUCUAGAGCAUCAUUAUAUUUUGGAUCCUUCUGAGAGUCAUUUUAACCCUCACUAAGGGGCUUGGGUUAAAAUGACCCUGACUCGCGCCCAAAAGAUAUUUGUGCCUGUCCACAUGAACUGUGUUGAUUUAUCAGCAGUCUUCUUUAAGAUCCCUUAGCGAUAAGUUAGGAAAGUUCGAUUUGACUUUAACUUGAGGAUUAUUCCCUUAAUGUAGAAGAUGGAUUGUUUCAUUGCCUGUGGAGCACAUGCACAAGGGUACGGCGUGGACUCAGGUACACUCCAUGACUCAGAAUUAGUGACUAUUUAAGUUUAAUGAAUGCUUUAAUUUUUUAGCUUCACUUGUAAUAAAAAAACAUUCCAUCUGUGGAGUCACAAGUCGUCAAAAUGGGAGAAACUUUCCCUAACUAAAUAUUAUUUUGCAGGAAAUAUGAAAAUAAGGUUAAAUUUCAAUGCCGGACUAAUGCCAACCGCUUUUCGAACCAUGGACCUCAGAAUCCUAAUUGAUUCGCCCAAUAAGAAAACUUCUCCAACUUCAAAUUAGUUCUGCUCUAUCCAUUGGUAUUCACUAAACAUUCUUAGAUAUUAGCUAACUUACUGAAAAACUAAGGCAUGGAAUGUUAUUGGGUUUGGUGCGGAACUCCCUUUUCAACGUAGGUAAUCUUCUGCUGUUGUUCCUUUGGAUUAUUUGGUCAUUUUCCAUUUGUCCUUGCAGACCAUUUAAUGCAAGUUCUAAGUUAUUCAGGCAUUGCUGGGAGGUGCAUUUAACAGGUCAACCGAAGCAAAUUACUCAGCAGCAAAGAAGCAAGUGAGUUUUCACUCCGUCAAGUGAAUGUUUUUCAGACAGUGCUUUUACUUACAAUUGUGAUUUUCCAAGUUACUUACUAGCUUGGGGUAAGAAGAUAGAACUCUCAUAUACAAGGUUGUGUUCAUAACUUCGUAGUCCCGGCCUUGGCUGAACAUCGUUACCUGAACAAACCGGUUGUUUCAUCUCACUGACAGUAGUGGUCGGUAGUAGAGUGCAAUCGAAGGAAGGCUGGGUCUGAAAAAAAGUUUUUUUCUUCUCUCUUAAAUUUUUCAAAUUGGGAUAGCCAUGUGAUGAGCAUGUUGACAGUAAUCAUUCUUUCUCAAUAGGAACUAUUUUCCAAAACACCGGGCAGCGCUGGUUACUUCUACUCCAGAGCCUCCAACUGCUCAGCGCACGGCUGCCACCCCUGUUACUGCGCCCUCAGCAGGCGCUAAUGGAGUGUCCGCUCACAUAAUGGCCACAAUUCCUGGGGGAAAUCAAUUUUCUCAGACAGCCAAUCAAAUGCAAGGAAAUGCUUACAUAGGAGGACGGAUAACUCCCCAAGCCAUGCAGCAAGGUUUGUCGAAGUCAAAAACUGUUUAAUUUAGAAAUUAUUUCUCGGAAUUAUUUUUCUGUUGACGAUAUAUUGCUAGGGUUGUUUGUACCUUCUUUCUAGUCUCAUCACAGUCAAUUGUGGUGCAGUUAUUGGGUAGGAACUGGGAAAGCAGUCGAUCACGUAAUUUUUGGUAUCGUUUGGGUCAGAGUAGUCUUGAGAAAAGCUAGUGUCUUUGACUUUGACUGACGCUUUGACAACACAAUGAGUGAACGUAUUUAGGUUUAAUUAAAAAGUUAGUCGAGUUAUGUUAGUGAGGUAUGGUUCGUGAUUAGUGAAUAUAGGCGGAAUCCGCAAGAGUUUAGAAGUCAAGGCGUUCUACUCGACCGCGUAACAAAUGCUCACGAUGGGUCAUUAAAUUUAAAAAGUCUUAGAGCGCGCAUGUUUACUAGUUACGCGUCACACUAGCUCGGUUCUGCUGAACAGGGUGAGAUAAACGAGCUACAACGUUCUUAAGUUCUGAACGCACACGGUGACCUAUUUUUUUGGCAUAAUUUUGGUGUACAGUUUAUCUCCUUUGAAACAGAAAAAUUAGCUGUAAGAAAAAAACUCAUGGCUACAGCAUGCACGAAGCCCCUGACCCGAAAAUGCAAAUUAUGACCUUGAAAGCACAGACUCAAGGAACGUUUUAAGUUGAUACUGAAUAAAAUUGCAAGAUUUUUUCACAAAUUUUAUAUUACAUAUAUUCCAUACACUGGAGACUUCUUACCUAUCAAGUUAUUAUUGAAGUGUUACUUAACAUAGCCCCACUUACAGCUACUGAAAACCUACUGCCAAGUGUUCAUCGAACCGAUGAAAUAAUGCGCACGAUUAGUACCAGUACAGGCCCAAAUCGGGUAAGCGUGACCCAUCAUAUCUCUUUAGCAAGCACGGCUACGUACCUUUUUUUUUAGUUCUCAAACAUAGAUUCGUAGGGAACAUUCAACAGAAGUUUCUAAAAGAUCGUGACAACUUUUGUUUUUAGGGAAUCACCUUAAAUAGUCAUGAGUUAUGAGGUUCCACGAAUGUCAACGUUUUUAGGACUUGUUUUAAUGGCUGCGGAGGCGCCCCUAAUGAUUCAGAUAGGUGAUAAAGUCGUAUGACUUCAAGCAGCGUUAAAUUUGUAAUUUCAAUGAUUCAUCUAAUUACAAAUAUGAUGCUUUUGAAAUAACGGGUGUUAAAGGAGACCUAUGCAGUAUAUUAUAUGAGUGAUAUCUAUGGUCUUUCUCAAUGUUAUUAUUUCUUGCACAACUUUCAUUCAAGUGUCAAAAGGUUUGUAUUGUAUUGUAUUUUGUCUGAUAUUUUCACAGCUCUUUAUCAAGGAAAUGCUGGAGUGAGUGGUAUGGCUUCAAAUACCUCACCGGUGUCAGGCAUGAUGCAUAUGAACAUGGGUAUGAGUGGCAUUACACAGCAACCUGCACAACAAUCUGCAGCACCGGCAGGUAAUACUUAAUAACCUCGCUGUAUCACUCUUCUCUUGAUCUUAUGUACAGGUGAAAAUCAUUGAAAUAACCAUCACUCAAAAUGUAACGUGUCAGACAACAUAUGUUAUUGUUUAUACGUUGGAAAUUUUAAGCUUUUCUUUUACGAUGAGGACACCAAAUAUGUGUAAUUCUUGAUUUAUCCCUCUUCAGCUCAAAUUGUAGGCUUUCCACAACAGCAUCAGCAACAACUCAAGCAGCAGUACAGUCCUGCUCCACAACAACAGCAGUUUAAUUUCCAACAGCAAGUGAACCAGAUCAGCACAAUGCAACAGCAGCAGCAGCAACAGCCGCACUAUCCUCAACAAGUACAACAGCAACAGCAGCAGCAGCAACAACACCAACAGCAGCAACAACCACCACCACAACAACAGCCGCAGCAACAGCAGCAGCAGCAGCAGCAGCAAGUGGCUCCACACGUAGCAGCUAUACCACCCCCUAAGGAAGCGGUAAGACAGUCAACUAAUAAAAAGGUUUGGAGACAUAAUUUUUGUGGAAUUAUACUCGUUAUCUGUGCCCGAUUCUGUUUUUUUUUCCAUUGUGUUUCCUAUUUUUUAGCCGCCGCCCAUAUUUCUCGCUCCACCACCUAAACCUCAAAGGUUACAUCAUUCCGAUGCUUAUCUGAGGUACAUUGAAGGACUUCGUGAUGGGAUCCCUCAUAUGAGCAAUUGGAACCAGGCUCGCAAACCUGAUGCUUCCAGUAUGACGCCUCAACAACUGGCCCAGUUACCAAUUCAGUGGCUGGGGUGUGGUUAUGGCGACUAUGAAAAUGCUGUGGAUGCUUUGUGGAAUUUACGAGAUCACAUGCUUAGAGAUGCGCUGACUCUAUCCAAGGUCACCGAACAGUAGAUACAUUCACAUAAUUUAUUUUAGAAUGUUCUCAUAUCAGCACAUGCUAAGAAGAUGACUUUGUGUUUUAUCAAGUUGUGAACGUGUUAGUUUGCCUUGUUAUACAGCAGGAGGCAUUACCGUAAGGAAACACCUUUGUGUUUUGAGUGUUUUUGUUUCAGUAAAAGACUUUAAAGGUGUUUCCUCUGACUCAGCCUGUUUUAACCUUUUUUGUAAAUGUACUUAUUCAUAGAAGGAGUUAAAUAAAAUGGAACAUAUACCGUG